AUAUAAUAUCUCAACAAAUGACUAUGAUGUAAAAAAUACGUUUGCUGAUUCAAAUAACAAGUAAGUAUAUGUUUUACAAUCUACUGCAAUAAAAUCGUAACUAGAAUUAUAUGCAAGCAACUUAACCUUUUCAACCAAGCAACUAUAAUUUUCAAAUAUCGUUAAUUCAACAUGGGUAUCGCUAAUACACCUUUCCGAUAAUUACGUCACACAUACUUUUUGGUCUUGGAGCCUCGCUCUUAUUAGUAAAUUACGCAAGGUGAUUGGCUCACGAUUCAUGAGAGCAAGGCUCCCAGGCCAAAAUGUCGUAAUUAUCGAAAGGGUGUAUCAGGAUCGUUUGAACACGAGUAUUCCUAAUUAGAAUCAUUUGGACAUGAGAAUUGCUAAAUCUGGUGACUAUGGUAACACCACGACAAAAUGUCCUUGGAUGUAAGGAGAUACAUUCACACCCUUCCGAACGUCUAAAGGUAGCCAUUUUUGAAUGUUUUGGGAAGUGACGGUCUCGAUCUGGUUACUCUGACAUCAUAGGCGUCGACCUGGAGUCCGACCGCUGUGUAGUCUAUGCUCUGUGGAGAUGAAAAUGUCUCGAUGAUUGGAGAUGUUGCGAGCUUAGUGCUGAGCUGCUUCAAUUAACUAUCCAAUGAGAAUCGAAAGUUUCUUUGUGACUUUGGUCAAAAUGACGACAGUGGAGGGAAAUGCAAACGAUCUUAUCAACGAUAUUUUUGUUGAGUAGUUUUCCCAACGUGUGCGGUGAAAAUUCAUAGCUGAGCUUGCCACGAGAAAGUCGGGUCAGCAAGUUUCACUCGUGUGCGGUAAGCUUAACCCACUGGAGAUAACUGGCCCAGCCCGCAAGGCAUGCAGCCUUCUAUAGGUGGCUUCACCGCAUGCGGGCGGAAGAUAAAUUGUCGUAAUAAUAGAUUUGGAAUUAAUUUUAAAUCAUAUUUGGCGAAUGACGCCACAUUUUGCCCUCAUAGGAUGUCAAUAUUAACAUAUUUUAUUAACAAGGUAUUAUUUUAACAAUUUUCAUCUGACUUUUAAAGUGAUGAAGUAAUUGCUAAUGAUCCAGAUGUCAAUGUUGGAAAAGGCGACAACAACAAAGUACCACUUCAACUUGCCAUCAACACAGCUCAGUUUGGUCGUACUUUCCAAGAUCGUUCUCAUAUUUUUAAAAUCAUGGCGAGAAAAGACACCUUCAAAGAUCAUGUGAUUCAUAACAUCAAUGUAAGAGGAAAACGAGGAAAUAUUGUUGAAACUUAUCCUGCAGUUGAAUAUGAUUUUACACACAAGAAUUUGGCAAUGAAAUCUACUCAUUCUGUUCAUAUACAAUUUGCAGGUUAGUACAUUUUUCAAUAAAACAGGUUCAUGCCAGACCAUUUGAAAACCAAGAUUUUGUUGACAUCACACUCGAUUGCAUAAUAGUUGUCUUGUAGAAGGACAUUAUCAAGUGGAAAUUUGUAUACAUUUAUUAGACCUAACCAGGAGCAGGUGCGAAAAAUGCAACUACAGGUACCUGGCAGGAAUCCAACGUGCGAUUCUAAAAUAGAGAGUUUGAGAAAGACAACGAAGUACGAAGACGAAGGCAUACUUGACAAUAUUUGCCGUCUGUACAUUAUCUUGCGCAUACUGAGUUGGACGUCACUGGUGGUUGCACAACGUGUCUUCCCAUGUGUCGCUGUUUAUGAAGACUGACCAUAAUUCUUGCCCUGAUCAAGAAAAAAAAACGGCGAGACAUGAAACUAUAUCCCGUCUUUGUCCUUCUGCCUUCGUGCACAACGAAGUUCACAACGAAUUUUGCCAAAAUAUUCGUUGUGAAUGAAGGCAGAAGACGAAGCCGGGAUAUGGAUUCAUGUCUCGCUGUUUUAUCCUGAUCAGGGUAAGCAUUUGGGUCAGCAUUCACAAACAGCUAGACCUGAAUCUCUAAUCUGUCUUCACUCCUGACCCUAAACUCAGAAUGCGCAAGGUAAUGUGCAAGACAGGCAAAAAUUGUCAACCACGUCAUCGUCGUCCGACUUCGUUGUCUUGCUCAAACUCUCUAAUAUGCGGAGCGCUGCACCGGAAUCGCACAGGGCCGUAGGUUCGAUUCUUGCCAGGGACCUAUAUAGUUGCAUUUUUCGCAGUUGUUCCUGGAUAGGUCUAAUAAAUGUAUAUCAAUUUCCAUUCGAUAAUUUCCAUGUAGAAGACCCUUCAACUAUUAUUCAAUCGAGUGAGAUGCCAACAAAAUCUUGACAAUAAAACGAUAAUGAAUCUGUUGAAGUACGGUCUGCAGUGACUUGGUCUUCAAUGUAUUUCUGGUAAUUAUUAGAGACCUUACGAUUUUAGGACGGCAACGCGACGACGACGGCUAAAACAAACUCCUUCAAAUAAAUCGUAGUAAAGAUAAUUCGUCGUAUAUUAUCAAUCGUGUGAAUUUAAAUUAAUACUGUCUUAGAAGUUGAAGGUAUGGGUUUUAUGGUUGGGAAGAGUUCUACUGAACCCAGUUUGAAGUUGCACUUGUUGCGGCUUGAAAUGCAGCCUUGUAUCAAGACGUGGAAUCUGUGAUUUGGCGUUGUAAACAGAGCGAAAAACAAUGUCUAAAUUAUUCAUAUAUUGUAAUUAUUCAAUUCUUUUCAAUUAUCUAUGUAUUGUAUUGGUAGCCGUUGCCGUCGCGUUGCCGCCCUAAAUCGUAAGGUCUCUAUUAUUGCGGGUAUGCGCCAAGCGAAUUAUAGCAACUCAUCCUAUUCAAAAUAUUGUUUUAUAAUUUAGGCUCCAACAGAAAUCCGAAAAAUAAUGCUGGAGAAGGCAGGGCGAGUAAGUGUCUUAAAUACAAUACUCAUGAUCUACUGAUAUCUCAGAUUAUUUCAGAUAUUGUAGGGUUUCAAUGA
Paramuricea clavata is the source of this 2861-nucleotide messenger RNA. Lineage: Eukaryota; Metazoa; Cnidaria; Anthozoa; Malacalcyonacea; Plexauridae. The record is from the annotation of a GenBank genome assembly.